Messenger RNA from Medicago truncatula (barrel medic), 2167 nucleotides. Its product is annotated as probable receptor-like protein kinase At1g11050. Bases 41 to 1954 code for a protein of 637 amino acids. Lineage: Eukaryota; Viridiplantae; Streptophyta; Magnoliopsida; Fabales; Fabaceae. Gene Ontology annotation, biological process: protein phosphorylation. The transcript has a single exon. The record is from RefSeq and is a predicted model, not a curated record. Gene Ontology annotation, molecular function: ATP binding; protein kinase activity.
GCCGAGGUUGACUAGUAAAACAAACUCAUCUCUCAAAAACAUGUCUAUUAUAAGCCUCAAAUGCUUUCAAAAAAAUCAAUCCACUAUGUUUGUGUCUUCAACACAAAUCCAAAAGAUGAAUAACAAACCAAUGUUUCUUCUUCUCCUCUUCACCAUUUUCAUAGCUACUCCUUCUGCUUCUGCAGCAUCAUGCCCUAUGGAUCUCAGCUAUGUUGAGACCUUUCCAUGGGACUCAUCAUCAUGCAGAGAUCCAAUUGACUCACAACACUGUUGCCAAUCACUUCUUAGUCUCUUUGGUAUAGGACUUGCAAAACAUCUCAAAGAAACUUCAAUAUUUCAGCUCCCAGAUGAAAACACUUCCACAACAUGUUUACAAGACUUCCAACUCAAGCUUUCUUCCUUAAGAAUUCAACCUGAAUUAGUCCCUUCUUGUUUCCAAAACUCAACACAAUUUGUCACAAACACAUCAUACUGUGCAGGUAUCACAAACCUCACAGAUUGGAGAGAAAAGGUUGGUAUCUUAAGUCCUUUAGACACUGCUUGUAAUGGUGAUUUGAGUUCUGAAACUAGCUGUGGUAUUUGUACUGAUGCUGGUUUCAAAGUUACUACUCAGCUUAGUACUAUUGCUCCAAAAAAUUCAACCAAGUGUUUUUAUUUUUCAAUUUUAUAUGCUAUUGGUGUUGUUAAUAAAUUUGGUCCUACACAUCCUGAAACAGCUGGUUGUAUACUUGGUAUGCCACUUUCAUCAAAAGGGUCAUCAAAUAAUGGAAAAAUUUUGAAACUUGUUUUUGGUUUAAUAGGUGCUCUUGUUGGUGUUGUUCUAGCUUUUGUGCUUAUAAUUAUGUAUAGGAAAUGGGAUAAGAUGAGGAAGGAGAAUAUUUAUCACAGGUCAAUUGAAAACAGUGUUAGAGACAGUGUUUUACCUAAUACAGGAGCUAAAUGGUUUCAUAUAUCAGAGCUUGAAAAGGCUACAAACAAGUUUUCACAGAAGAAUAUGAUUGGUCAAGGUGGUGAUGGUGUUGUGUUCAAAGGAACACUUUCAGAUGGAACUUUGGUUGCAGUGAAAGAAAUUUUUGAUUUGGAUACUAGAGGGGAUGAAGAAUUUAUCUAUGAAGUUGAGAUUAUAAGCAAAAUCAAGCAUAGGAAUCUUCUUGCUUUAAGAGGUUGUUGUGUUGCAAGUCAUAAUGUAAAAGGUAAGAGAAGGUUUUUGGUUUAUGAUUAUAUGCCUAAUGGAAGUUUAAGUUACCAAUUAUCAGUUAAUGGUGCUAAUAAGCUUACUUGGCCACAAAGGAAGAAUAUUAUACUUGAUGUGGCUAAAGGGCUAGCUUAUUUGCAUUAUGAAAUCAAACCUCCGAUUUUUCAUCGCGAUAUUAAGGCGACGAAUAUACUUUUGGAUUCGAAAAUGAAAGCGAAAGUUGCUGAUUUUGGUUUGGCAAAACAAGGAAAUGAAGGACAAUCUCAUCUCACAACAAGAGUAGCUGGUACAUAUGGUUAUUUAGCACCUGAGUAUGCUUUAUAUGGACAACUAACUGAGAAAAGUGAUGUUUAUAGUUUUGGCAUUGUGAUACUUGAGAUAAUGAGUGGUAGAAAAGUGCUUGAUACAAUGAAUUCACCAGUUGUUUUGAUCACUGAUUGGGCUUGGACACUUGCAAAAACAGGAAAAAUUCAUGAAAUAUUUGAUCAAGCAGUUAAAGAUGAAGGGCCAGAGAAAAUCAUGGAAAGAUUUGUGCUUGUUGGAAUUCUUUGUGCUCAUGCAAUGGUUGCAUUAAGACCUACAAUUGCUGAGGCAAUUAAGAUGUUAGAAGGUGAUAUUGAUAUACCUAAUUUACCUGAUAGGCCUGUUCCACUUGGUCAUGAAUCUUUUCAAUCUUCUCUUUUGAAUGGUAUGCAAAGUGGAAGAUCAACACCUUAUUAUAAUUCAUCUUACUCUACAAGUAUGGUUAGUUUCAAAUGAUUGAACAAGCUUGAUUUGUUUGUGCAGUUAUAGUGUUUAGAUUAGAUUAAUUAGGAUUGUUCUGAAAUUAUUUGAAGGCUCAUAUGAACCUUCCAAGUUAUUAAAAUUUAAUGUGAUGUAGUCAUAGAUAGCUAAAAAAAAAAUUCCAGUUUGUAUACUUUUGUAAUGUUAUCCUAUAUGAUUAUGGAAGAAAAUAUUUGAUUUGUUACACAA